Molecule: messenger RNA, 2652 nt
Organism: Penicillium soppii
Lineage: Eukaryota; Fungi; Ascomycota; Eurotiomycetes; Eurotiales; Aspergillaceae
Product: MIF4G domain-containing protein
Exons: 2
Coding region: 1-2652 (883 amino acids)
Biological process (GO): ribosomal small subunit biogenesis
Cellular component (GO): nucleolus
Molecular function (GO): protein binding; RNA binding
Source: RefSeq, a predicted model, not a curated record
AUGCCGCGCCCACGGCACAAUACAACUGCUUUGCCUCGGAAUCUCCGAUCUGAGCUCGGAAUCCGCGAUACGUACGGUGAAAAGAAGCGACGCCUCAACGGACCUGCUUCGCGCAAAGAACGCCGCCAAAAUGAACGAACGCAGAAGAAAUCACGACAUGCAGCCCCGCCGAAUAAGAAAGUCUUCCAGAGGCCUCACCAUCAGGCUCGGGCUGACAGCAAUGAGGGGCUCGGGGACGGCAAUGUCGACCUAGACUCGGACGAUAUGGAUGUGGAUGAAAUGCCUAGCCCUCCACGGAAGAAGUCGAAAUCUACAAAGGAGACUGCCGAAAAGCCAAAAUCCAUUUUGAAAAAGGCACCAGCUCCUCAAGAGUCUGAGUCCGAGUCCGAGCCUGAGUCCGACAUAGACCUGAAUGAGAGUGAGGACGAGGACGAGGACGAGGAAGAGGAAGAUGACGACGAAUCAGAUGAAGAUAUCUACGAAGAUGAAUCUGAAGAAUAUAAGCCCUCUGAGAAUCUGGUCUCAGGAUCGGUUAAAUCUAAACUGGCGCAAGAUGACGCCGAAAUCGCCGCGUUGGAGAAGAAGCUUGGCCUCAAAAAGGGAAGCAAACUACCCAAAGCCUUCGAAGAUGAUGGUCUGGAUGACCUGUUGGGUGACCUGGGUGGUGGUGACGAUGGCUCAGAAGACGAAAGCCGGAAAAGAAAGCGUGAAGCUGACGACUGGCUUCAAGCCAAGAGACUCAAGGCUAAAACGCGCCAAGCACAAACAUCUCAACAAGAGGACAGUGAAUUGGAUAGCGAGGAGGAUGGUGAUUUUGACAAAGAGAUUUUUGGGAGCGAUGAUGAGGACGAGGCCGCCGACGGAAGUGACUUCGAAGGGUUCGAUGAGGAAGCAAACAAGGGACCAAAGCAAAAGGAAAAUCCUUACAUUGCCCCUGUUACGAAACCUGAACCCACAGCCCAAAAAUAUAUUCCACCUUCAUUAAGAGCGCGCUCUGAUCCUGACAGUGAAAAUCUCACUCGACUCAAGCGCCAGGCCCAGGGUCAGCUGAACAAACUGUCUGAAGCGAAUAUGCUCUCAAUUGUUGCGGAGUUCGAAAAGCUGUACCGUGACUAUCCACGUCAACACGUUACAUCUACUCUGAUUAACUUGUUAAUGGCCCUUAUUUGCGAGAGAGCCGCUCUGAACGACACAUUUCUCAUCUUGCACGCCGGUUUCAUCUCAGCAUUGUACAAGCUCCUGGGAAUGGAUUUCGGUGCGGAGAUUGUGCAAACAGUAGUCGAAACUUUGGAUGCCGAAGGAGACGAACGUGGCAAAUUUCAAGGAAAGGAGACUCUGAACCUGGUCUCUCUUCUCUCCCAACUUUACAACUUCCAUGUUAUUGGUUCGACAUUGAUGUUUGAUUAUGUCCGCCUGUUCGUACAGAACAUCACAGAAGCGAACACAGAAUUGCUUCUUAAGGUCAUCCGAAACUCUGGCCCACAACUUCGAAUGGAUGACCCGUCAGCGUUGAAGGAUAUUGUAUUACUCAUUCAGCCCUCCGUGGCAAAGGUCGGGGAGGACUCCCUCUCCGUUCGAACCAAGUUCAUGAUCGAUUUGAUCACAGACUUGAAGAACAACCGCUCCAAGUCUGCGGCCGCAGCUGGAGCGGGUAUCACCACUGAACAUAUUACCAAGAUGCGUAAAAUCCUUGGUUCUCUGAACAAUUCUCGAGUCAUUCGUGCAUCCGAGCCCAUCAACAUCUCUCGCGACGAUAUCCACAACUCUACAAAGAAGGGCAAGUGGUGGUUGGUCGGCGCAAGCUGGAAGGAAGAUCCUCUAGUAGCCGCCCAGCGGGAAAUGGAAGAUGCGCCGACAAACCAAGUCCAAGAUGAUGAAAGCGACGGCGAACCUGACUUCGGCGAACUGGCCAAGGCCCACCGCAUGAACACAGAUAUCCGUCGGUCGAUCUUCGUUGCCAUCAUGUCUGCCAAUGACUUCCAGGAUGCGCAUGUCAGACUGAUGAAGUUGCGCCUGAAGCGUGCCCAGGAAUUCGAGAUUCCUCGUGUUCUCCUGCACUGUGCUAUGGAGGAGCAGGCCCACAACCCAUACUACACGCUCAUUGCUCGCCGCAUUUGCGGUGAUAUGGGACGACGCAUCAAGAUGUCGUUCAUGUUUGCUCUCUGGAACGUCUUCAAGAAGAUGGGCGAGCGAGGAGAUAUGGAUGACGAUGAGGACGAUAGCUUCGAUCCUGAUGAUCUGGAGAAUGGAGUCAGCAUGAAGGCUGUGGUUAACCUGGCCAAGAUGUACAGCUAUCUGAUUGCGGACGGCAGCCUGACACUGAGCAUUCUGAAGAACCUCAACUUCGCAUACCUGCAGCCAAAGACCAAGACAUUCGUGGAGGUUCUGAUAAUCACCAUCAUCCAACAGUCACAAAAGUCCAAGAAGAAGAAGAAAUCUAAAAGUUCCAAGACUGCGGAGCCCGAGAGGAACGAAGAGGCGUUGAUGCAAAUCUUUUUGCGUGUCAAGGAGACACCCCAGAUCGGCAAGGGUCUCAUCUACUUUGUGCGAAAGGUCGUCGCAAAGAGUGAUAUUGUUGCUGACGAGGACCAAAAACUCGUUCGGUGGGGAUGCAAUGUGGCGGUGGAUGCCCUCAAGGCUGUGGCGGACUAG